AUGAAAAUUCUAAGCCACCAAUCAUGUAUUUAUACAAUUAGACAAAAAAGAUUCUGGGAUUUGUUUAUAAUUGCUGGUGAAAUUAAUUACGAAGAAUUAUAUCCAGAGUCUAUUAAAUCAGCAAGAAGAUAUAGUGAACUUAACGGCACUAUGUUAUUAUCUAUAUUUAAAAGGAAAAAUAUGAUUGAAGAUGUCAACAUGAGUACGCCAACAUUGUAUUUGAAAAAUGAAAAAUCAGAACUAUGGGAAAAACUUACUUUGUGA
Molecule: messenger RNA, 264 nt
Organism: Entrophospora candida
Lineage: Eukaryota; Fungi; Glomeromycota; Glomeromycetes; Entrophosporales; Entrophosporaceae
Source: the annotation of a GenBank genome assembly